GGAAGGGAAGGGAAGGGAAGACAAGACACCAAUCCAUCCAUCUCCUCCUCACUGCUCAACAACCCCCCACAUCCCGCCUACCUUUCCGUGCUUCUCUUGGACCUUGGUUAACACCACCUCAUUCUUUCUCUCUUCAAUCCAUUCACAGCUUCAGCAAGGUUCCAAGGAUCGUCCAUGGCUCGCAAGAAGAUCCGUGAGUACGAUUCCAAGCGCCUCCUCAAGGAGCACCUCAAGCGCCUCGCUGGGAUCGACCUUCAGAUCCUCUCCGCCCAGAUCACGGAAUCAACCGACAUCGCCGAAUUGGUAAAUGCGGAACCAUGGCUAUCAUCUAACAAGUUGGUUGUGAAGCCUGAUAUGCUAUUCGGGAAGCGAGGGAAGAGUGGUUUGGUGGCCCUUAAUCUGGAUAUGGCUCAGGUGGCCCAGUUUGUGAAAGAGAGACUUGGAGUAGAGGUUGAGAUGGGAGGAUGCAAGGCUCCCAUUACCACAUUUAUAGUCGAGCCAUUUGUCCCUCAUGAGCAGGAGUACUAUCUCUCAAUUUUAUCUGAGAGGCUUGGCUGCACCAUCAGCUUCUCUGAGUGUGGUGGAAUUGAGAUUGAGGAGAACUGGGACAAGGUUAAGACCAUAUUCCUCCCAACUGAGAAGCCCUUGACAUCCGAGGCAUGUGCUCCGUUGAUUGCAACCCUUCCUUUAGAGGUGAGAGAGAAAAUCGGAGACUUCAUAAGAGGUGUCUUUGCUGUGUUCCAAGAUUUGGACUUCAGUUUUCUUGAGAUGAACCCAUUCACACUGGUGAAUGGAGAGCCAUACCCGCUGGAUAUGCGUGGAGAAUUAGAUGACACAGCAGCCUUCAAAAACUUCAAGAAGUGGGGGAGUGUUGAAUUUCCUCUUCCCUUUGGCAGGGUCAUGACUCCCACAGAAGCAUUUAUUCAUGGAUUGGACGAGAAGACAACUGCGUCCUUGAAGUUCACAGUUUUAAACCCUAAGGGACGUAUAUGGACCAUGGUGGCUGGAGGUGGGGCUAGUGUCAUAUAUGCAGAUACAGUUGGAGAUCUGGGUUAUGCAUCUGAGCUUGGAAACUAUGCUGAAUAUAGUGGUGCGCCAAAGGAAGAGGAGGUCUUGCAGUAUGCCAGAGUUGUUCUUGAUUGUGCUACUGCUGAUCCUGAUGGUCGUAAGAGAGCACUUCUUAUUGGAGGAGGGAUAGCUAACUUCACCGAUGUUGCUGCCACAUUUAAUGGAAUUAUUAGGGCCCUCAGAGAGAAGGCAGCCAAGUUAAAGGCCUCAAGGAUGUACAUUUAUGUCCGCAGAGGCGGUCCAAACUAUCAGACCGGUUUGGCAAAAAUGCGAGCUUUGGGUCAGGAGCUUGGUGUUCCCCUUGAGGUUUAUGGACCAGAGGCUACAAUGACUGGAAUUUGCAAGGAAGCUAUAGACUGCAUCAUGUCUGCCGCAUAAAUCAUAUUCCAUUCGUCGUAUUAUUCAUUGUUGAGUUUGCAGUUUUUCUGUUUUGCCAAGUGAAAGGCCAAGCAUAGGAGUGAUUUAUCCAGAUUUAGUCAUAAUCGGAGUUGAGCUAAACUCUGUAGAAUGUUUUUAAGAUUCUCUGUGUCGCUGCAAUCAGAGCAGUUUUUUGUGCACUUUUGAACAAAAGUAUGUUUUGCUAGGGUGCUUGAACUGAUCAUCCUGCUUAAAAUAACAAAGUUUCUUUAGCUUUUA
This is a messenger RNA of Dioscorea cayenensis subsp. rotundata (Guinea yam), 1704 nucleotides long. Its product is annotated as ATP-citrate synthase alpha chain protein 2-like. Gene Ontology annotation, cellular component: succinate-CoA ligase complex. The coding region runs from base 175 to 1446 and encodes 423 amino acids. The record is from RefSeq and is a predicted model, not a curated record. The transcript is spliced from 12 exons. Gene Ontology annotation, biological process: succinyl-CoA metabolic process; tricarboxylic acid cycle. Gene Ontology annotation, molecular function: succinate-CoA ligase (ADP-forming) activity. Lineage: Eukaryota; Viridiplantae; Streptophyta; Magnoliopsida; Dioscoreales; Dioscoreaceae.